This is a messenger RNA of Blumeria graminis f. sp. triticale, 801 nucleotides long. The record is from the annotation of a GenBank genome assembly. Lineage: Eukaryota; Fungi; Ascomycota; Leotiomycetes; Helotiales; Erysiphaceae.
AUGUCUAUCGAGAUUGAACCUCAUGAGCUGGGGUUUCGCCUAGGGCCACUCACAACCGAGGUAGCGCAAGUCCUCAAGAUCAUAAAUCCCAAUCAAACCUCUGUUGCAUUUAAGGUCAAGACCACGGCGCCUAAGCAAUACUGUGUACGUCCGAAUUCCGGGAAGAUCGAGCCGGGAAAGAAUGUCGAAGUGAUAGUUACUCUACAAGCUAUGUCUGAAGAUCCGCCUCUGGAUGUAAAAUGUCGAGAUAAGUUUCUCGUUCAAUCUAUUGCUAUCGCAGCACAAGGUGAAGAUUCUUUUGAAUGGCCUUCAAACCAAGCUUCAAAAACCGCUAUAGAAGAAAAAAAAAUCAGAGUAGUUUAUUUACCUCGAGCAGAUUCUACCUCAAAAACAAAGUCUGCAGUCACUCCAUCAAAGAUCGCUGCGAACAGCUCAAGUCCUGACUCCAGCGCAUAUACAGAAAAGCGCUCACCUUCACCUGAAGCUGCUCAUACGCCCGAGACCCGGAAUGGCAAUCAUCAAUUUUCUGCAGGUCAAAGUCCAUCCGAAAUGAAACCUUUCACAACGCCAUUACCGAAUUCAGAAGAUACGAGAGCAAAACCAUCAAAAUCAGAAGGUCUCACUACCGGUUAUGCUCAAGAUUUGAACACGCGGCUGCGCAACUCGUCAAAGGAAAAGACAGUUGAUCACUCAGGGUUGGAAACCGUACACCAAGUACCACAAGUUCAUCAAGGCGUGCCAUUACAUAUAGUGGCAGCAUUAUGCUUGACGAGCUUUCUUCUUGCCUACAUCCUGUUUUGA